This is a messenger RNA of Nothoprocta perdicaria, 2341 nucleotides long. It is a transcript of the gene NIBAN2, whose product is annotated as family with sequence similarity 129 member B. The record is from RefSeq and is a predicted model, not a curated record. The transcript is spliced from 14 exons. Lineage: Eukaryota; Metazoa; Chordata; Aves; Tinamiformes; Tinamidae. The coding region runs from base 26 to 2341 and encodes 771 amino acids.
CCCGCGCCGCGCCGCGCCGCUCGCCAUGGGCGAUGUGCUCUCCACGCACCUGGACGAGGGGCGCCGCCAGCACGUGGCAGAGCGGACGGGGAAGGUGCUGGAGGAGUUCUGCCGGUGCUACAGGGAGCAGUACGGAGUAGCGCUCUUCAACAGCGUCCGCUAUGAAAUCGAGGGCGGCGGCGGGCCGCAGGCGCAGCUGCUGCACCGCAAGGUUCCGCUGGAGGACCAUGUCAUCUACUCGGGCAACCUCUUCCAAUACAUUGAGGAGAACAAGAAGUGGAGGAACCGUUUCUGUGUGGUCCCGCACAACUACGGCUUGGUGCUCUACGAGAACAAGCUGGCCUAUGAGCGAGUGCUGCAGCCCCGUGUGCUGGUGAACAGCGCCGGCUACAAGAUCCUCACCUCCCUCGACCAGUACCUGGAGCUGGUUAAUGGCAGCCUGCCGGGAGCCACCCCCAAGUCUGGGAACACCCCCAUCCUAAAGUGUCCCACCCAGUUCCCCCUCAUCCUCUGGCACCCCUAUGCCCGGCACUACUACUUCUGUGUGAUGACGGGCAAGGAGCAGGACAAGUGGCGGGCCGUCUUCCAGGACUGCGUGCGGCACUGCAACAACGGGAUCCCUGAGGACUCCAAAGUGGAGGCCCCUGCCUUCACGGACGCAGUGCGCAUGUACCGCCAGUCGAAGGAGCAGUACGGCACGUGGGACAUGCUGUGUGGCAACGAAACCCAGAUCCUGAGCAACCUGGUGAUGGAGGAGCUGGUCCCCGAGCUGAAGAGCACCAUUGGUCCGAGGCUGAAGGGCAAGACACAGGAGCGGCAGAGGGCCUGGAUCCAGAUCUCAGACGCCGUCUACAGGAUGGUCUAUGACCAGACAAAGACCCAGUACGAUGCAAUUCUCACCAAAUGUGAACUGGAACGUCCCCAGAUGGAGAGCASCAUCCGUACAGAUAUGGACCAGAUCAUCACUUCAAAGGAGCACUUGGCAAGCAAAAUCCGAGCAUUCGUGCUCCCCAAAGCGGAGAUCUGUGUCCGUAACCACGUCCAGCCCUACAUCUCCUCCAUCCUGGAGGCUCUGAUGACCCCCACAAGCCAGGGCUUUGCCGAGGUGCGGGAGGUGUUCUUCAAGGAGGUCACAGACAUGAACAUGAACAUCCUCAACGAAGGCGGCCUGGAGAAGCUGGUAGAGUACAUGGAGAAGCUUUCGCAAUUGGCCUUCCACCCUGUCAAGAUGCAGUCAUGCUAUGAGAAGAUGGACCAGCUGAAACUAGAGGGUCUUCAGCAACGAUUUGAUGUCUCCAGCACAUCUGUCUUCAAGCAGAGGGCACAGAUUCUCAUGAGACAGCAAAUGGACGAUGCCGUGCACACAUUCGAGACCCUCCUCCACCAGGAGCUGGGAAAGCUUCAGGGCAAAGAUGACUUGUGCAAGUCAAUCCAGCGCAUCCUCGAGCGAGUGCUCAAGAAAUACGACUACGACAGCAGCACUGUGCGGAAGAAGUUCUUCAGGGAAGCCCUGCUGCAGAUCACCAUCCCCUUCCUGCUGAAAAAGCUGGCACCCACCUGCAAGGGGGAGUUAACCAAGUUCCAAGAGCUAAUCUUCGAGGACUUCGCCAGCUUCAUCCUCGUGGAGAACACUUACGAGGAGGUCGUGCUGCAGUCGGUCAUGAAAGACAUCAUGCAAGCUGUGAAGGAGGCGGCCGUGCAGAGGAAGCACAACCUGUACCGCGACAGCAUGGUGAUGCACAACAGCGAUCCCAACCUGCACCUGCUCGGCGAGGGUGUCCCCAUCGACUGGGGAGAGGAGUACGGCGGGCAGCCCGACGCCGAGCCCACCUCCGACAAGCGCCGCCGGGCCAAGCAGGUGGUGUCGGUCAUCCAGGACGACGAGGGAGCCCUGCCUUACGAAGCAGGCAGYGAGGCGCUGACGCAGCACGAGGAACGCGAGCCGCAGGAUCCGGAGCCUCCGGCAGCCUCAGGAUCGCCUGGGAGCGUGCAGGAGAUCCGGGAAAUGCUGCGGAAGGAGGUUCUCGAGGAAGCCGUGGGCCCUGCCGGGGCGGCGGCAGAGGAGCAGCUAACGAACGGUACCGUCACCACCCAGGAGGACGGUGCCACCGAGGGAGGGCUGCAAGAAGCCGCUUGUGCAGUAGGCUCUGCCCCGUGCGACACCGUCCCCCAGGGCCCGGCCAGCACGGGGACCCUYGCCGAGCCCCGGUCCCUGGCGGCAGAGCAGCAGAUCAGCGCGGAGAGCCCCAAACCCAGCGACCAGGAGACGGGGGAGGAGGAGUCCGCGGCGGGCGGCGCGGAGCUGCCGGGGCGCGCGGAGCCCGCACAGACUGGGUUCUAG